CCGUCACGUACAUCUGAUCGGAGGUGUGUGUGCGAAAUUCGACGCCGAUUUGACGUGAUAAAGGUUGAGCCAUGCACGGCGCCCCGCGUCGCUGGCAUGAUGAUCGCGCGUUAAUUAAUUAAUCGGCAUCGAUAUCGAUGUGGACCAUCCCCUGGACGCCGUCGGGUCGAUGGUUCCUGUCCUCGCGACCGCCGGCGGCUCGCAUUGAACCAUGUUCAGCAAGAAACUUCAUGUGGACGUCAAGAAGUCGACGCUCAAGAUCCAGGAUGUCAAGAAGGACAGCGCGACGCGUUUCAAACACCUUAAAAUCGUGCUAGAAAAUGUGGACACUGAUGAGGCAAAGGGCUUUUUUGAGGGUAACUUCAGCCAUGUCUACUUCAUCCUGUACGAUUGUUUUGUAUCUGCUGAAGCAAAUCUUCGACAACGUGAGCUUUCCUUCCAUAUCGUGCAUAAGGCACACAGAGAAGAAUUAGAACAAGUAUUGCAGCUUCUGGAAAAAGUUUUAACUCUUCUUCCUGAGCUGCUCAACAGACGAUGGCAAUGUCAUAGUUUAGCACGGAUUCUACAGAAGCUCUUGCAUCCUGGUAACAGUUGGAAACUUCGUAGACAAGCCAUAAGGUACUUUAUUUUAUGGUAUCAAGCCCUUGGAGAAAAUGCUCCCAAGCAUAUACAUCAGAUGUUCGCCAGCUUGGUGCCUGGAUUUCCACCGCAUCAAGCGUCGCCUUACAAAUGCGAUCGUAAAACAGAGGGCAAGAAAGAAAAACUUGUGAAAACAACUAAUUCCGAAGAAAGAGACAAGAAAGAAUUCUAUGAUACGCAACUCGGACAGAGCACCUUUCAUGACAAUGGAUCAAAUCAAUGUCCUAUCAGCCAAGUUGACGGCGGGCCUAUCUUACCACCGCAAAGUGGAGAAAAACCGCUCGACAAUGAGACUGUUAGGUUUUUAGAAGCGUUACUCGAAUUUAUGGUCACUCAAGUGGUGAAAAUAGAAUGGCGGGAUAAAUCUACGCGGCAAUACAAAACUUUUCAAUUUUUAUUAGAACGUUUCAAAGCGACAUAUCUUCGUCACAUUUGUCCGGAAUUUGAUGACAACUUUUCGCUUUACAAACCUAAUCUGGAAUUACCUACAAUGCGAAAGCCGAUGAAUCAAAAUCAGAAUAACUAUUUGCUCUGUAAAGUCGCUGUAAUCAAAUGGAUCGCAAGCUUCACACAUGUUGCUAAAAAAGAAGGACUUUUUGCACAACUUUCGCAAAGUACAACACCGAAUGAAGAAAAUGCCGAGUCAGAAUUACGCCGUGUGUCUGUUACUCAAAAUUCUACGGACUCGAAUUUAUUGUCACCCGAAUCGACUAUGUCCCAGCAAGAUAGUCAAAAUCAGGAAGAUAGUACCGUUUCGGCGAUCAUGUUAGUCAGGGAGGUUUUAUAUGGGAAUAGAGAUAAUGUAAACUUUGUACAUGAAUUGUACAGACAGGCGUUUCUUCUGGAUUUUAAUCAUGCAGGAGCUAUAAGAAAAGCUAUUGCCGUUUAUAAAGAUUGGAUUCAAAUGAAUGAAAUUCCUCCGUUUAUGUUGGAACCAUUAGACGGUCAUAAGGAUCGAGAUUCGGAAGAAAGUCAGAGAAAGGAUGCCAAUGAGACGGAAAAGAGUCCUUCCGAAAGUUAUCGACAGACGAGAUUAAGAAACGACUCUUAUCUUGGCGCUAUACAUCGAGAGAAUUUAUUCAUUAGAGCAGGCUUGCAAAAUGUUUUGCAAAUUUUCAUUACUCAAGCAUCAAAUGUAUUUUUCUUAGAGAAUUCGAGACCUAAUGCGUCUCCAACAUUACUCGAGGAACAAACGGACAGUUGUAAAAGAGUCUUAAAUGUGUAUCGAUAUGUUGUUAUGCACUCCAGAUUGGAACCAGCAACUUGGGAACAGUUACUUAGAGUAUUACUGCAAAUUACAUCGCUCGUAUUGAGUGAGAAAUCCUCUCGCCGCAAGCAUCAAGAAACUAUCGGCGGGAAACUUGCUCCUGCGAUAUUCCAGACUUUAAUUGUUACAUGGAUCAAGGCUAAUUUAAACGUGGUUAUUUCUACCCAGUUGUGGGACCAGUUCUUAGAAGUGUUAACGUCGUUAACACAAUGGGAAGAGCUAAUUCGAGAGUGGGCGAAAACUCUGGAUACGCUGACGAGAGUGUUAGCGCGACACGUAUAUAACUUGGAUUUGAAUGAUCUACCUUUGGAUAGACUCAGCGAACAAAAAUCAAAAAAGCGACGCGGAGUCGGAAGUCGCGCGGCAUCGACAGGAAGUGUACAACCACCUCGAAAAGGUAGUGUCGAUCAAGAGAACAAUGCAGUGCCGAAAGAAAGCGUCAUAGAUCAUCCGCUGCGCGAUAUGAGGAAAGUGCGACCGCUACCGCGCAGCGCGAGCGACAACACUAUAUACAAUGGCAAAACUCGUACAAAAUUGCAUAGACAACGCACGCAUACGAUACACGGUAUUCCCGUACUCCCCCUAUCGAUAGAACAAGAUAUGGCGCGGUUACUGUCAAGCAGCUCAUCGUCGGCGACCAGUCGGAAAAUGCUGUCCAGCAGACGUGCCAAAUCUUUGGAUAGCAUUGUUAUAGUCGAUAGCGAACCACCAUCGCCACGAUGCCCAUCGCCGACACCUAGCAGUGGCGUCGACAGCAACAAAGAUAGCCCCAUACAAAUAGAGAAUAUUGAUGGUAGCAGUAUUGAUACAAACGAUGCAUCUGAGAGGAGAUCAGUUAUGGCAGGCGGAGGAGUACGUGGAUGGUUACCAGAUGUGGCUGUCGUUUUAUGGCGUCGUAUGCUGUCAGCACUGGGAGAUGUCAAUAACAUUCAAGAUCCUGUUUUGCACGGCCAAGUGAUGGAUUAUCUUGUGCAACUCACACAAACAUUGAUUAAGAUACGUUUAAAUCAAGGAGUGUCCGGAGAUAAUCAAGCAACACCUCCGGCACCAGAAUUGAUCCCACCUUUGACAGUCAUUGCACCUUGGUGCUUCAAGGCAAUUCAACUUCCCGAGAAAUACGAAAGUGGCAAAUUGGCCGCAUAUCGUCUUAUAUGUCUCUUAACUGUGCAACCGUUGGAUAUCAGUUUACCGAAACAGCAUCUUACGCUUUUUUAUCGCGCCGUUCAUACUGGGAUCGCUAGUAAUGACGGUAAAGUACUGCACGUACUCGUAAAGUACACAGGACCCAGAUUAUUUAGUCUGAAUCUACCUGGAUCGAGUCUCUUAAUUCUGGACUAUAUACAUGCCGCUAAUGUAAUACUUAGCAGUCAAGACAUCGAGGCACCAAGGACAGAAGCUGUUUCUAUUAUCGGUUCAUUGUUAUCCUUACCUGCUGCAACAGUUAAAUUACCCAUGUUACAACCAAACGGACCUGACAUUGGAACUAUGACGUGUCCAGAAGCAAAAGAGCAUAUUGUAACGAUACUCUUACGAAGCUGUCGACGAGAACCCACCGGAAUUGCAAGAUGUCUGGCCCUAUCGAGUAUUGCGAUAUUUGCAUAUAAAGAAUUGUCCUACAAAACGCAACAUCCAAGAGUUCCAGAGGCUGUCACAGUCCUUCUCCUUGCACUUAGAGCUUCGCAUGUCACGGUUGCUCAGGUUGCGUGUGAUUCUCUGUUACUUCUUUGCGAUAAAGCCGAUGUGCUGCUAGAAUUGUAUCCUAAUGUGCCAUCUAAGAUAAUACAGAUCUUGUCGGACACACUAGGGCGAAUGACAACGCGAGAAAGACGCGGCUCACUGACAGUGUCGAUGCUAUUUUGCUUGGGCGAAUGGGCUAUGCACUUAGGACCGACAGUAUUACUACAAGUGUUCCAAGGGAAACCUCUUCUGAUGACCUUAUUUACAGUGUUAAACAACAUAGUGCAAAAUAGAAUUGGAAAGGAAUUUAUGAAAACCGCUAAGAGUAAUCCAGAGGACGACGAUGAUUUUGAUCCUAAUAUUACAUUGGAUAAUUUGGUCAAUGUGCCCUCUUCGAAAUCACCUCACAAAGGAAAUAUUCAGUCUGUACAACUGGCAGCGAAAAUGGUAAUGAUGCAUUUAAUCAAUCACCUGGGACACUUUCCGAUGGGUAUCGGAGCUGCGCGUCUCUCGUCGCUGGUCGUUGAGCUGGAUGACGUUCCUGGAAUCGACGGAGACGAAUUGUCCUCUGCCAUUUUCCAAGCGCCUAAUAUACAGCUCUUGAUGCUCUCUAAUUCGAUCAUAAUGUCGUUAGUAGAAUUGGCGGCACUGGAGGCACCUGGCGGAGGAGUCACAGCCGGUUUGACUACGGCCCCUUCCUUGGUCAGAGUUUUGUUGCGCGAUCUCGCUGGAAAAGCUUCCUGGGACAGUUCAAUCUUAUACAGCCAACCUUUUGUCGAGGACGAUCUACCGUUGCCAUUUGCGAAGCCUGUUGAUUGGAAUGCGAAAUUACAUACAGACGAUUUGAACAGCGUCAUCACGCCUCACAAUUGUACACCCAGACAUACGAUACGACAUCGUGAGCCUCACAUAUUGCCGACUUUUGCGAACGCUGCGAGCGACAUGGAUAACUUGGACGAUCUCCUUCAAUACAUAGGACACACGAGUCCAGAAGUUUUGACUAACCCAGAGAUCGCUCUCAAUGCACCCGCUAAUUCACCUCAGGGACAUUAUCUCGAAAGCGAGACUAUCGCGACGAUUCUGAAUCAAAGAAAUGUCGAGCAAGAACACGCGAACAAUUGGAGUCAACAUAUCAGUAUGAGUGCAUCGGCAGUUAGUCCACCGUCGUGCCGUCCACCUCCGGCGCCGUUUCAUCACUGCCGCCUUCUAUUCUCGCAUCUAGGCCUGUCUGGUUGGGAGCUGCGUAAAAGAUUGCAUUUAUUGGCGAAAAACGAGAAGCUCGUACGUGAACUCCGUAAUCUCGACGGCCAACGGUCCAGAGAGACGCACAAGAUAGCGGUCAUUUACGUCAGCCAGGGUCAGGAAGACAAAAACUCCAUACUAAGCAACGUCACUGCCAGUAAGGAGUAUGAGAGCUUCAUCGCGAGGCUCGCUUGGGAAGUUGAACUGGAAUCGCACACGGGUUUCCUCGGCGGCCUGGUGCCCGGGAAAGCAUCCGGUGUUACCGCACCAUAUUAUGCUACAUCGUUCACCGAAGUUCUGUUCCAUGUUGCUACGAGAAUGCCGUCGGAUAGCCCUGAGAGUUUAUUGCAAAAGACGCGACAUCUUGGCAAUGAUGAAAUCCACAUAGUCUGGUCGGAACACUGGCGAGACUAUCGUAGAGACAUCAUACCCACAGAGUUCUGCGAUGUUUUGAUAGUCAUUUAUCCGCUGCAAAAUAAGCUAUAUCGAAUACAGAUCUCGCGAAAAUCGGAGAUUCCGUUUUUUGGGCCUUUAUUCGACGAGUGCGUUGUGGAGGAUAAGGUAUUGCCAGGUUUAGUGAGAACUACCGCAUUGGCCGCGAGUAGAGCUAAACGGUCUACGCUUACAUUAUAUCAAAAUUAUUACGAGGAAAGAGCGCGAUCUAUCGAUACCGUUAUGAGAAAUCACAAAGAACCUACAACGUUCGAGGAGUUUGCGGCUAAUGUUUACUCACCAGUGCAACCACUGAGCCCGUUCAGCGGAACUUCAUCUGUCUCUGGCUCUACAACAAGCGUGCAAUCCACAGCAUCGUCAAACCUUGCGGCAGCGCUUAUUGAUCCACACCAAGGACGUUUCGGUCUGCGCAGCACUUCGACAGCAAGCAGUGACAAUCGUGCGAAUAGAGUUUCUGAUGGAAGCAGAGUGUGGUUUAGCAAUGACACCCCCGAGAGCACUACGCUUCACGGAAUUUCACCAAGACCUGUAAAAAAGAUGUCCUUUAAAACUGGACCAAAGCAGAGAGCUAACACGCAGUCCACUCCACCGGAUAGUCCGAGAAAUAAAUAAAAGGUUUUUUUUAUUCAUAUCGGUAACAUGCUCUGCACAACAGAUUUUCGGUGUACUCACUGAGCGUUACACUUCAAAGGAACUUAUCGGGUAAAAAUGAAAAUAACGAAUAAUUAUACGAUAGGGUAUUCCACUGUUAGUAUUUCGCGCAUAACGUGAAUUAAAGAUAUAUAUAUAUAUAUAUAAAUGAAUAUAAAUACUUAUAUAUAAAUGAAUUUCUGUGAACCAUUCCAUUUUCGAACGUUAUAUUCAUAAUUUAAUGAAUGCCCCUACUUUUUAUAUGUUUUAUAAUGUAUCAAUGUAGAAUCUCUUUCAUUUUAUUCGAUAACAUGAAGAGAUUACAAUCGCCGAAUUAUUUUAUUUUCGAACCAAAGUCAAAGGUGCUUGAUAUUUUAUAAUAUGGGCGAAUUAAAUAUUUCGUAUAUGGAGGUAUAAAACCAAAAAUAUAAUUACAAAAAAUCUCCAAUCGAGAUACAAGAGAGAAGAGUAAAUUUGAAAUUGAAAGUUAUUUAUUCCAUUCAUUGAAUAUAAACAAUAACUAUUUGCUUUAUACGAAUUACAUCUUCUCUAUCUCUCUUUCUCAGUGAUAAUAAUCAAAGUAUUAAUAUUAUCUAUUACUAUUAACGAACGGCAGACUACAAUACGGGAUUAUAUUGUGGUAUAACGAUCGACGCGGUACUUGAGAUGAGAUUUUUCUAGAAGUAUACAUUUCGCGAUAGUAAAAAAACUCUGUGUAUAAUUAGAAUUUUUUGACUGUUUUGAAGACUAUUCCAUGAAACACAUUCAAAAGUGUAGGUAUUAGCAACGAAGAGGUAGUUAAUAAUUACUGAUGCGCAGAUCAUGGCCAAAGCAGCAUUAUUUUUUCACUAAUUUAUAAUAAGAUAGAACAGAGAAACUGUGUGUAUGUAUUGUAUAUAAAUUGUUAAGCGUAUAAAAUGGUUCCAAAGUCGUUUAAAAUUAUUCCAAAUAUACGUCAUGUUAUAUUGCUAUAUUAUAUAAUAUGAUAUAUUUAAUUAAACAUAUACACAUACACACACACGCGCGCGCAAUAUACAUAAAAUUCAUUUUAUUAUCAUCAUAUACAUAUAUAUAUAUGCUUUUACUGAUUGUGUAUAUAUAUAUAUAUAUAUAUAAUAUUGUACUUAAUUAAAUAUUUUCAUUAGUAUUGCUACCGUUAUUGUACUAUUAUUUAACUUUUUAAAAUGAAUUGUUCUUAAUAUUAGAACAUUUUCUUGUAUUGCGUUUAAUGUUGGCACAUAAAAAGAUUAGUGGAUGAAUAAGAAUAGUGAACAAAUGUAAAAAAAUUUUUUCGUCCAAAGAGAUGAACUUGACAAAUUCUUUUCUUUUUUUAAAAAAAAAAGGAAUAUCUAUAUAUACAUAUAUUCGAGAAGAAAAGACGCCUAAAAGGAGAAUAUACCAAUGCCCCUUAAUUGUUUCUUGUACAAGAAUAAAAUUGUAUUCUACAUCUACCUAUAUGUAAAGAUAUUGUGCAAAUGUUAACAUAUAUUGAUAUUUGUGCGGAAUAACAUGUAAUUAUCUUAUAGAGAGCAUUUCUUCAUUUGCAAAGAAAUUAAUUAUUUCCAAGAAUUAACAAGGCAUAUAUAAAAUGUCUUACAAUGCAGUGAUUCUAUAUUAAUAUAAAACAGAAGAAAGCAUCGAUACUAAUCCAUAUUUAUUGUUUUCUACAGAAAAGCGAGUUAAACUAAAUGUAUAUUUAUCUUAUAAUUAUGUAUAAUUAUCUUUUUAUCUAUGUAAUUAACAUUGUAUUGUAUAAUAACUUUUCAGCUUGGCUCAGCUUAAAGAGCAGUUAUGUGUGCAUUUUAUUCAAUAUAUUUGUAUAAACUUAACAUAUAAAAAAUUCAUAAAAUUUUUGAAUUUUGCGGCAUCAAAUUAUGUACAACAUUAAUAUCAUACAAUUUUUGAAAGAAAUACCAAUGAUUUUCUUGCACAAACUCUACUACAUAAUCAACUCUUUUUUAAACUUUAACAAUCUUAUGCGGUACAGUAAUCAAUCCCAUUUGCUUUGAUAUCUGUACAGCGUUCAAAGGUGUUCGAGAGAUGUUAUUCUUCUGCCAUGAAAAAAUCUCUGUUAUUAUAUACAAUAUAUUGUACACAUUUCUGUAAUGGACUGUAUAUUUUACUGCACAAUAAAAUUGUGAUGAAUUAUAGCGCGAGAGAGAAAGAGAUCGAGAAUAAUCUUUAUUUCUCUAUUUAUGGAAUAUGAUAUUAUAUAAAGAUAUUCAAUAAAUAAUUUAAAAAUUA
Molecule: messenger RNA, 8152 nt
Organism: Formica exsecta
Lineage: Eukaryota; Metazoa; Arthropoda; Insecta; Hymenoptera; Formicidae
Product: ral GTPase-activating protein subunit alpha-1
Exons: 28
Coding region: 212-5890 (1892 amino acids)
Biological process (GO): regulation of small GTPase mediated signal transduction; positive regulation of GTPase activity
Cellular component (GO): nucleus; cytoplasm
Molecular function (GO): GTPase activator activity
Source: RefSeq, a predicted model, not a curated record